This is a messenger RNA of Ostrea edulis (European flat oyster), 1452 nucleotides long. Its product is annotated as innexin-11-like. The coding region runs from base 104 to 1420 and encodes 438 amino acids. The transcript has 3 exons. Gene Ontology annotation, cellular component: plasma membrane; gap junction. Lineage: Eukaryota; Metazoa; Mollusca; Bivalvia; Ostreida; Ostreidae. Gene Ontology annotation, molecular function: gap junction channel activity. The record is from RefSeq and is a predicted model, not a curated record.
AAAACAUUUCACAAAUAUGCGAAAUUGGAACAAUUUCCGUUAUCUGCAUGUGAACCCUUGAUAUAAAUACACGUAGAAACAUCUCAAAAAUCAUUCUCAAAACAUGAUCCAGCUCCAAGGCAUUGGGUCAAGAAGAGCUCAGAGAAAUCUUUCAAUGUCGUCUGAAAGCUGGGUGGAUACACUGAAUGGGAGAUGGACGCCCUUGCUAUUCCUUGUCCUGGGCAUAAUAGCAUUUUUUGUACCUUUGUGGUUUAGUCCUCUUGAAUGCAUGUUUCCGGCGGAAUUCUCAACCCAGGAGAUAGCAUACGGCAAGUCUCGAUGCUACGAAGCCACACGGAUAAGAAACUUUCCUCAUAGAGGCCUAAGCGAAAAUUUACAUUUUAAGCCUCCAGAAGUCACGACAGCAAAUAGGGACUCAGAAGGUCAAAGAACAUUGUACCAGUAUGUUUCAAUCAUUCUAAUAGUACAAGCUUUUUUUCUUCGUAUUCCGUUCAAUUUAUGGAAAUUGGGAGAGAAGCGAUUGGGUAUCCAUUUCAUUGUCGGUUCAGAGAAUCAGGGUGAAGGUAGUAAAUAUGUCGGAAAGAGGAUUGCUGCUUACCUAGAACAAUGGAUUAAAAAUCGAAAAGUAAACAUUUUGUCAAUCGGAGCAUUUACAUUUUUUCAUUUCUUCAUCAAAAUCCUUUACUUUGUCAGUGUAUGUGUACACUAUGGAUUGUUAGACAGCUUCCUGAAACAGGAGAAUGAAACCAGUUUUGGCUCUCAGCUCUUAGGAAAUAUCAGAGAAAACAACAUUUCUGUUUUCCAAACCUCACCAGUAUUUCCCCGCUAUGUUAUGUGUUCCUAUUCUAUACGCCGUCUUACAAAUAUAAUGGGAUAUACCGUGCAAUGUAAUCUGCCAUUGAAUCCGUACUUAGAGCUGAUAAUGGCGGUGGUCUGGUGGUGGUUAGUCUUCAGUAUUGCCGUCAUCGUCGCGGAUGGAGUAUUUUACCUAUUUGGUGCCUUAAUCCCUUAUUUCAGAAUCUGGUUUGUGGAAGCAAAUUUGAUGAAACGAGAACUAGAAAUUUCAACGCAAAUGCUGACAGAUCAACAGAUUUGGAAAUUUGCAAACAACACCCUCGGAGAAGAUGUCAUCGCAUUUCUUCAGCAGAUGCAGGCCAACAAUAAUGGUUGUGUCGUCAUGGAAACCGUUACUGAACUCUGGAAGAUCUAUCAUGGUGGUGUGCAGAGUUCACCAAUGGGGAAUCCCCUAUUGCCAGAAGCAUCGUGUCCCGGUCAAACGUUUCAAGCUUCGAGACCAGGCGUUGAACUACAACACAUAGAUCGGGGACCAGGAGUCCCUGAAGGCUACACAGCUCAAGGUCAAGUGACGGCACAGCAAUCAAUUUAUCCCGCUUACCCGGCUACUGUAUACAAAACAUGAAAUAAUAUAAAUAAACUUUAAAUGCUGUCGAA